AUGGCUGUGCAAUGUCUCCGUACAAAUGAAGCUGAUAUGGCUGUAUGUGGUGGUGUUAAUGGAAUUUUUACACCAGAAAGUUUUCUACAACAUUCAUUUCUUGGUGCACAAUCACCUGAUGGAAGAAGUCGAUCAUUUAGUGUUGAUGCUAAUAGUUAUGCUAAAGAUGAUGGUCUUGAUCUUUUAUUAUUAAAACAAUUAAGUGAUGCUGAACGUGGUGGCGAUCCAAUUGAAGCUAAUUGUUUAGAUCGAUUCUUUAAUCGAUCAAAUCUUGAUCCACCAUUAUUAUUAGGUUCACUUAAAAGUAAUUUAGGACAUACAGAAGGUGCAGCUGAUGUUAUAUCACUUAUUAAAGUUGCUAUGUGUAUGUAUCAUCGUGGUAUUACAGCAAAUAUGCAAUUUACUUCACUUAAUCCAAAACUCGAAGCACAAAAAUAUAAUCUACAUAUUCUUCAAAAUUUUAUACUAUUUCCAUCCGUUUCAAAUAAUGACAAAAUAGCUAUUGGUGUUAAUUCAUUCGAAACGGUUGGUUCAACGACACAUUCUAUUAUUGAAGAAUAUCAACCAAUAAAUAAAACAUCAAUUCAAAAUGGUCAUAUCGAUGAUGGAAAUCAUAUUAAAAUCAUCAACAAUUACAAGAACAAAUUAAUGCUUUUCUUACUAAAAAAGCAUUACCAGAUCUCACAAUCAUCACGUCCAACAAAAUCAUUAGCACAGAAAAUAUGUUUUGUUUUUAGUGGACAAAGUCCACCAUGGUGGUCUAUGGGUAGACAAUCAUAUGAAAGUGAACCUUUAUUUAAUAAAUGGAUUCAUUUAACUGAUGCGGAAAUGACAAAAAUUAAUAAGGGUGAAUGGAGAUUAUUGGAAGAAUUAAUUGAAAAGAAAAAUGAACAAGAAUCUCGUAUUAAUGAUACAAAUAUUGCUCAACCAACAUUAUUUGCUAUACAAGUUGCAUUAGCAGUUUUACUUGUUUCAUGGAAUAUAUAUUCAUCAUUUAUAAUAUCACAUAGUGCUGGUGAUCAAGCAGCUGCUUUUGUUGCUGGUAUUGAACAUUUGGCUUGUAUUGCUGUUGUUAAUAGUCCUCGUUCAGUAACAAUAAGUGGUGAUGAAAAAACAAUUGAUGAAAUACAACACAUUCUUUCCAUAUCUUAUCCUAAUGUAUUUACAGCACGUCUUCGUAUUGAAAAUGCAUUUCAUUCAUAUCAAAUGAAUCGAUUUGAUAUUGAAAAAGAAAUGCUUUCAUCAUUGAAACAUAUUCGAGGAUUUCCAAUACAAGAUCAAAAACAAAUUUUUGAUCCAAUAUGUGCAAAAGCAAAACUUUAUUCAAGUGUUAUUGGUGAACAAAUGAAUGAUAAUAUACCAGUUGAUGGUCAAUAUUGGUGGUCAAAUGUGAGACAACCUGUUCGAUUUUAUGAUGCUAUAGUAGCAAUUAUAAAGGAUGAAGCAGCAAAUGUUUUUCUUGAAAUUUCACCACAUCCAGUUUUAGCAAAAUCAAUUCGUGAAUGUUAUGAAUUAACAAAUCAACAACAAUCGUCAUCACCACUUAUUCUUCCAACAUUAAAACGAAAAGAAAAUAAACAAAUAACAUUACUUACUAGUUUAGCACAACUUACAAUAUCAUCUCAAGUAUGGCAACGAUAUUUUCACACUCGUCAAAUUUUACUGUUGAAAAAUCAUGAAGAAUAUUUUGAUAAUUUUCCCUUAUAUAAAUUUCAUUUGAGUUCAUGUUGGUAUGAAUCAAAAGAUUCAUCUAUACAACGUUUAGCUAAUCGUAUACCUACUCAUCCAUUACUUCAUAUUCGUCAAUUAAAUGAUCAAACAAGUGCAACAUGGAAAAGUCUUAUUAAUAUUAAUUUAGCACAACAUUCUUUUUUAAAAGAUCAUAAAAUUCAAGAUGCAAUUCUUUUUCCAGCUGUUGUUUAUCUUGAACUUGCAACAGCUGCUUGUCAACAAUUACUUUCAUCAAAAGAAGAUGAUCGAGAACAACAACCAACAAUUAUUUUUGAAGAUAUUAAAUUUGUUAAAGUACUUAUUUUGAAUGAACAUGAAUUAGUUGAAGUAUUUACACAAAUAAUUAUGCCAAUGCGUGAAUGGUAUAUUAUAUUUUGUAAUCAAGAUAAUUUUAAUAAAUAUUCAUUAAAUGAAUUUACUUUACAUGUUCAAGUUAUAUUACCAGGUGUUGAAACAACAUUUCUUCCUGUACGUAUUCAAAAAUUUAUUUAUUCAAAUAAAACAAAAAUAAAAAUCAAUCAAUCAACAAACAUUGAAGUACGUGGAAAGUAUCAUGAUAAUAUAUGUGGUAUAGGCCAAGAAGAAAUAUAUAGUCUUGAUUUAUGGAUAUUUCCAAUGGAUAAUAAAAUCGAAGAACCAAUAUUUACAUUUGAAGGUGCUGUUAUUCAACAAGUUCAAGGUGCACAUUCUGGUCGAUGGUCAAUGGAACAAAUAAUUUAUGAUAAAUUAAAUCUGACAACUGAUUUACCUAAUACUGAUCAUAAAACAUAUUUAGAUACAAUUAUAAAAGAUUAUUAUUUACUUUCAUCACCUAAAACUAUUCUUAGUCAUCAACUUAAUUCUAUUAGUAAUCAAGAUUUAAUUGAAUCAAUACAAACAUUUAAUGAAUUAGCUGCUUCUUAUGCUGAAAUGGCAAUUAAAAAUCUUGAUUUAAAUCAACAACAUCAUCCAUUAUUAAAUGCAUUAACAUGGAAUUCAACACAACUUCAUCUUAUUCAAUUAAUUGAACGUUUUUCUCGUUUAAAACCAGUUUUAAUCAUAUUAAAUAAAUAUGGUUUAUAUUUAAAAGAUAUUCUUAGUGGAGAAAAAAAUGGAUUAGAUAUAUUUCUUGGUGAUGAUGAAAUUAAACAAAUUUUUCAUUCGAUUUGUGAAUAUUUACAAUUACAAUAUGAACAACAACAAACUAAAGAUAAUUCAUUUGAGAAUUAUCGACUACGUAUAUUUUGGUUAACUGAUAAUGAUUGUUCAGAUAUUUUACCUAUUCUUGAUCUUUUUAUUAUUUGA
Molecule: messenger RNA, 3015 nt
Organism: Adineta steineri
Lineage: Eukaryota; Metazoa; Rotifera; Eurotatoria; Adinetida; Adinetidae
Source: the annotation of a GenBank genome assembly